AUAUAUAGAAAAUGUCGCCGUUUAUGGUGUUUAGUUGGUGUCCACAAUCUGCUUGACGAUCACUCAGGAUUCGUCUCGGCUCCUUCCCGCCAGAAGGAUUUCUUUACUAGACAUUAACAAUACACAGUUAGUGCUUUGAAGCGUAGAUAGUGUAUUCGGACAAAGUUUUCGGUUUAGUUCAGUGACAACUGAAGAGCAUUCGAAAUUCCUUGGAACGGAUAAGAAUAAAUGAAGUGAUUUUGCCAAGAUCCUGGUUAAGGACUAAGUGACUGAAUUGGUGGAUAAAAUCUAUGGUAACACCCUACAGUGGAGGGAGUUUGGAUACGUAAAAGAAGCUACUACUAGUGCUCAAUAUGUGGAGCGCUACUUUCCUUUUAGCGCUGCUAUGCGCUAUCGGAUGUCGGGCAGAUAUACCUCUUAUCCUUGCGGACUCCAAUCCAAGUGAAAAUGAAAUCAGUCGACAAAUUAAGUAUUCGGAUCCAAGUCAGAAUGUGGAAUUCUCGGAAUCCAAGGGUUAUUUCUAUAACCCUCCAAAGAUCCCGUUUACGCUGCCCCCGAAACCAACUUAUCCGACAACUCCAGCUCCAAUCAGAACAACUGUUUACACCACGCCGAGGCCGACAAUCGUUACCCAAAAAGUUGUGACAGGAUAUGAUUACCCAACCCCAUCGGUACCAUUCACUUUGCCAACGCUGCGAACGAUACCGACAACACGCGCGCCAACUACAACGACCUCGCGUCCUGUGACCUUCACAACUACAUAUAGGCCAGUUACAACAACGACUUAUAGAGCACCUACAACCACAUAUCGCGCUCCAACUACGGGAUACACCUAUACGACGCCAAGACCAACGACGCGCGCUCCAGUUACAACAACGACCAGAAGGCCAAUUCCAACAACAACUCGUCGCCCAACAACUGGCUAUAAUUACCCGACUCCGACUGUUCCAUUUACUUACCCAACUACACAAAAAACUUUUCCGCCUACCCUCAGAACUAUUCCAACAACAACCGCAAGGCCUACAACACGUCCGCCAGUAGUAACUACCACUUAUAGGCCAAUUACAUCUACUUAUAGGCCCAUCACUACGACUUACAGGCCAACUACCACAACUUAUAGACCUGUGACAACUACCUAUAAGCCUGUUACAACAACCACGUAUAGACCUAUAACAACAACAACCAGGCGCCCAACAACGGGAUAUAGUUAUCCUUCUCCAACGGUUCCAUUUACCUAUCCAACUACCCCAAGGACAUUUCCACCAACUUUAAGAACUGUGCCGCCUACAACGCCGAAGCCAUAUACUACACCUAAGGCACCAACGACAACAAUAAAGCUGACAACGGGGUAUGCUUAUCCAACACCAUCAAAGCCGUUCACCUAUCCAACGCAACCGCCAACAUUGAAGACUUUCCCUCCUACUCCAUACACCACGCCUAGGACCACAACGCGCCCUGCAACAGUACGAACGACUCCAUAUGUGUACACUACGCCACGUGUAACCUUCACAACACCAAGGCCUACAAUUCGAACAACGCGUGCUACAAUUCCAACAACUUUCCGGACUAUUCCAACCUACAGUACUCCCGGCAUAGAAUACUUGCCACCCAGAACAACAACUCCCGCCCCAAAAAUUUAUACAACUCAACCAACAACUAGGCGCCCCUCGACUACACCUUAUACUUUCCCGCCGACAACUAGGAGAAUUACAACGACGACACAAAUUCCACGGAUUAUAACGACAAGAUAUACUCCUCCCCCAACUUUCCCCACAACCAGUAGACCAACUUACAGCACCCCCGGCGUGGAAUACUUGCCACCAAAAACCACAGUCCCACCACGACCACCAACAACUGUGUAUACUUUCCCGCCCACAACUAGGAGAAUUACAACGACCACACAAAUCCCGCGAAUAAUAACAACGAGGUAUACUCCGCCACCCACAUUCCCUACAACAACUAGAAGGACAACUUAUAGUACCCCAGGUUUGGAAUACUUGCCACCGAAAACUACAGUUCCACCACGUCCAUCGACUACCGCCUACACUUUUCCACCUACUACUAGGCGCAUAACUACCACCCCAGCUCCUCGGGUCUUUACGACGCGUGCUACAACGUUCUACACCCCACCACCAACUUUUUCAACUACCCAAUAUACCACAAGACGACCCACCUAUAGUACUCCUGGCGUAGAAUAUCUACCACCUUCUACUCAGCCACCUCGAAUUUAUACUACACAAUCAACGACCCGCCGUCCUUUCACUACGCCUUACACCUUUCCACCAACGACAAGACGCAUAACUACUCCAACGCCAACCUAUAUUCCACCCGUUACAACACCGACGCCGCGCAUUUUUACAACUCGUCCCACAACUAGAGCACCUCCUACCACUACGCCUUACGUAUAUACAACCAGAAGGACAACUUUCAGUACUCCUGGAAGAGAGUACCUUCCACCAGUGACGACAACCCCAGCACCUCGGGUCUAUACGACUGCUCGUCCAACAACUAGGCCUCCAACAAUUCCUACAACUCCGUUCGUAUUCACAACGAAACGACCAUCCCCUUCUACCACACCGUACGUAUACACAACCCCUCGUACAACCAGAGCAACUACUCCCUACGUUUACACAACCGCUCGCACAACACGAGCCACUACCCCAUUCGUUUAUACAACAAGACCAAGUCUAAGAACGACGUACAGCACUCCAGGCUUAGAAUACUUACCUCCUAAAACUACUCCAGCUCCGAAAAUCUACACAACAAGGCCACCACCACCACCUCCAACUACGCAAUUUGUGUUUACAACCCCCAAACCAACGCCAACGCCAUUCGUGUACACGACCAAGCCAACUAUCCGAACAACAUACACUACGCCUGGUUUGGAAUACCUUCCUCCCAGGACAACGACUCAAGCACCGCGAAUUUUCACUACAAAGAUAACCACCCGGCCUCCACCACCUCCCACAACCGCAAUUUAUACGACAAGGCAAACCUUCCCAACCAUCCGUACUACCCCAUACACAACUACCCGAAGACCUACGUUCCGUACAACCUACAGCACACCCGGAAUUGAAUAUCUGCCUCCAACUACUACUCCUACUCCAAAGGUAUACACAACUGCUCGUCCUACUACAAGAUUCCCAAUAGUCUCAACAACGCCUUUCAUUUACACUACAAAACCAACUUUCCCUACCUAUCGCCCAACGUACACAACACCAAAACUGGAGUACUUGCCACCAUCCACGACCACCCAGUUGCCCAAAGUGUAUACAACUAGGGCAACAACUCUUCCUCCACCACCACCAACAACGCCAUUCGUCUUCACAACAAAACGGCCAAUCAGCACCCCAGCGCCUGAAUACUUACCCCCCUCGACAACGAGAUAUAUCCCGCCUUCAACUACUCCUCGGUACAUUCCUCCGUCAACUACAAGAUACAUUCCUCCCUCAACGACACGGUACACUCCUCCACCAACAACAACUCGGUACACUCCUCCACCAACAACAACUAGAUACACUCCUCCACCAACUACCACCAGGUACACUCCCCCAACCACCAGAUACACACCUCCGCCAACACCCCCACCAACCAUCCCAAUAAGCACUCCGGCACCGUCAUAUGUACCCCCAACAACUAGACCUCCACCACCACCACCAACAACCCGACCUCCACCACCACCUCCAACUCCACUUCGCACCCUGCCGCCAGUCACAACGCCGCCGACAACAAGAUACACAACUCCCUACACCUUCCCCACAUACAGGCCUUCCACGCCAGGACCAACCUACUUGCCACCCCUAAAAUCAAACUUAGUGUUGUUUUAAAGCGCUAGCUGGAAAAAUUUCGCAGAUUUUACUCGCUACCCUUACCCUUCCAGAUAGAGCUAGUCAUUAGGAACGAACAAAUGAAAAGGAUAAACCAACAAACAGUAAAUAUUGUCAGUCAGUUUGCAAAGGACUCGAUCUCUUCGCAGAUUGCAACAAAAUUUCCAGUCCUUUGGGUAUUUACUUUGAAAAAUACCAGAAAAUACUCAUUUUGUAAUAUGAAAAUAUAAUAAAUAUUUUUU
Messenger RNA from Hermetia illucens (black soldier fly), 4069 nucleotides. Its product is annotated as mucin-2-like. Bases 354 to 3827 code for a protein of 1157 amino acids. The transcript has 3 exons. The record is from RefSeq and is a predicted model, not a curated record. NCBI's taxonomy places the organism in Eukaryota, Metazoa, Arthropoda, Insecta, Diptera, Stratiomyidae.